AUGUUGUUCAACUGCGCUUCAGCAGUUGCACAGGGGGCAGCGGUGUGGGGUCCCUCAAAGAGCCUUCUGUGGUGGUACGUUACAUCUGUUUCAACAGUUGAAUUUUGGACGCACGUGACCACUGGACGAUAUCCAUUAGAAACCUUGAAUAUUACAAAAGAUUUGUCCUAUUUGCUACAAUGUUGCGAAGUGGCUGAUGUCCAUUCGCAAGCCCUAAGGAUCAACUACGAGCUUAGCCUGAGUGCGACGACAAGCGCCGUGUGGGAGACUGUUUAUCGACAGAAGCGUCUAUAUGUCGCUCUCCAAACAUCGAAUGGCCAUCUCCCAAUGGCUUCCAAACAAGGGUUCGUCACAAUGCUGGAAUUUGCGGAAGAGGAACUUGGCUGUUCAGAGAUCAUCGUCUGCAUUCCGAAAGCGAAUGCAGAAAGAGCGGCGUUGAUGAAAACCUUCAUGUUCCUUGGAUUCUCAGUUUUGCCACCGAGCCACGAGUUCGUCGCACCAUCGACCGACAAAAUCUUCAUGUGCUACUCUUUUGAUUAAAUCAAGAGCACGAGUGUAGAUAGGAGCCAAACGAAGGACCCGUCGAACUUAGAGCCAAUAAUUGUUUGAUCAUAAAAUUGAGGAAUCCUUCAAGUUCGUAAUUAUGACGCCUCCGGGAGGUUAGAACGUAUUCAGAAAUGCGUACUUUCAGAAUCGCCUGUGGGUUGAUGUCCAGCGAGCGUGAUUGUUUCAUUUCUCAGUUUGGUCGAGCGUUUGCUGGUGGGGAGAAUUAAAUGAUAGGGUUCCGAUGGUCCUUUUUCUUUUCUGUAGGCAAUUUGUCGGUCAAUCGAAGCAUUGUAGCUAAUGGGAUUAACUCUCUUGUCAUUUUAACCUCUUUCUGUGUGGUGUUUCAAGUGUUCCUCUUAGUGUCGCACCAGUGGCACAUUCGAUACAAGGCUGCGUCUUUAUGAUGUAACAAUUUAUUCGAGAAUGGAAAUUGGGGAAUGGUUUUUUUUACCGGCGGUGUGUUGUGUUCGGGUUCUCAUGUUGGCGAGCAGGAGGAUUUAUUUUCGCAUAAGGUUUUUUCGUUCAGACAAAAGCGGAUUUCGAUUCAUUUCAUUUUGUAAAGCUUCGUUUCCCUAUUUAAUUGGGAGAUAUUGUCGUUCAAAGUACGUGCAAUCGUGGAAAGCUUCAUUCUCUGUCCGGAAACAUUUUCUUCUGUACUUCGCGCAUUUCCGGACGAUUCGAAUUUUUCGUGGCGGUACUUGAUUUUUCUAUUUCCGAAGUAUUUCGCUUGAGCAUCCCGAGGUUAGCUACUUUAAUUCUCUCACGAAACCCAGUUCAAGGUUGUCUGACUCGACACACGACGAUACUCAUGGUUGAACUUCUAAAAGUAUGAUCUACGUGACUAGUCUACCUUUUCAAGAAGUUAUCCGAGAAAGUGUUGGGCGCUGCGGUCUUUUUUUCCUACUGCAAGUACCGUGCGAAUCAAUGUUGAAAACCGUGAAUAUGUUGACAUUGGGAGAGCAAACCUGUUCGCGUUCUUUUUUGUUCUGUGAAAAUUUUUCAUGUCUGCUUUUCAAUUGCGUUCGUAAACAUGCGAUCUUCAAUGCCGGAUUGAUACUAGAAUAUAUGACGCUAUCGUCUA
Notodromas monacha is the source of this 1627-nucleotide messenger RNA. The record is from the annotation of a GenBank genome assembly. NCBI's taxonomy places the organism in Eukaryota, Metazoa, Arthropoda, Ostracoda, Podocopida, Cyprididae.